UUGAGAGAGAGAGAAGUUACGAGUUCGAUCAGCAACAGACCGAAUGAGCGUGACAUCACCACCUGUCUAUUUUCUUUGUCUGUUUUUAUUCCCUUUUAAAAUUUAUAUGAAAAACACAUCCUCUUUCCCUAGUUUCUUUCACUCGCUCUCACUCUCACUCUCACUGUCGCUCUUGCUCUUCAUCUCCCAUUUUGCUCUAGGGCUUUUGUUUAUCUCUGGCAAAACCUAGCAGGAUCUUGCUCAUUUUCCAGGUGUUAAAAUGGAACCUCCGGAAGAGGCAGAGGCAUUGCCUCCACCUCCACCUGUGGUACCGGCUGAUGUAGUUCCCAUUCAACUAAAACCAGAACCAGACAAUGUUCCUGAGACAACUGAAAAGGCAAUAAAACCAAAACGUGUUCCAAUGUCCAGGCGUGGUAAUGGAUCUAGAGGACAAAGAAUAGAACUACUAACUAACCAUUUCAAAGUUGGUGUCAACUGUGAUGGUGGCCACUUCUCUCACUACAGUGUUGCGUUGUUUUAUGAGGAUGGUCGCCCUGUUGAUUCAAAGGGGAUUGGGAGAAAAGUUAUUGAUAAGGUUCGUGAGACUUAUGAUUCUGAUCUUGCUGGUAAGGACUUUGCUUAUGAUGGAGAGAAGAGCUUAUUUACUGUUGGUUCUCUUCCACGUAACAAAAUGGAAUUCACUGUUUUGCUUGACGAUGUCUCAUCAAAUAGGAUUAAUGGCAGUGGCAGUCCUGUUGGUAAUGGAAGUCCUAACGGAAGUGAGAAAAAGAGGAUGAAGCGGGUGUUCCAUUCUAAAACAUAUAAAGUGGAGAUAAGUUUUGCUGCCAAAAUCCCAAUGCAGGCUAUCAAAGCUGCUUUGCGUGGUCAAGAAUCAGAGAACUCCCAAGAAGCCAUCAGAGUCUUAGACAUUGUUCUGAGGCAGCAUGCAGCAAAACAAGGCUGUCUUCUUGUUCGUCAAUCAUUCUUUCAUGAUGAUUCGAGGAACUAUGUCGAUCUGGAUGGUGGUGUACUCGGAUGCAGGGGAUUUCAUUCAAGUUUUAGAGUCUCACAAGGCGGAUUAUCACUGAAUAUUGAUGGGUCAACUACAACAAUAAUACAGCCUGGGCCAUUAAUUGACUUUCUUCUAGCCAACCAACAUGUGUCAACUCCUUUUCAAAUUGAUUGGUCAAAGGCUAAACGUACCCUGAAAAAUUUGAGGAUAAGGGUAUCACCCACCAAUCAGGAGUACAGAAUCACUGGCUUGAGUGAGAAUCUUUGCAAGGACCAGAUAUUCUCAAUGAAAUCAAAAGGACUGAAUGAUGGAAAUUGCGAUGAUGGAAUGGUCGAUAUUACAGUUUAUGAAUAUUUCGUUAAUCAUCGUAAUAUAGACUUGCGCUACUCUGGUGAUUUGCCUUGCAUUAAUGUUGGAAGGCCUAAACGACCUACUUUCUUUCCUAUUGAGCUGUGUUCAUUGCUUCCGUUGCAACGCUAUACAAAGGCAUUAUCUGUUAUUCAGAGGUCAAAGUUGGUUGAAAGUUCACGUCAAAAGCCCCAGGAGAAGAUGAAGAUCUUGGCUGAUGUAAUGAAAAGCAACAACUAUGGUGCAGAUCCUAUAUUGCGCUCUUGUGGUAUUACUAUCAGCAGUCAGUUUACUCAACUGGAAGGCCGUGUUCUAACUGCUCCAAGGUUGAAAGUGGGAAACGGGGAAGAUUUAAUUCCAAGAAAUGCACGGUGGACCUUUAAUAAUAAGAAAUUUGCUGAGCCUGCCAGAAUUGAAAACUGGGCGGUGGUAAACUUUUCAGCUCGUUGUGACAUUCGCGGUUUAUGUAGAGAUUUAUGUAGAGUUGGAGAAAUGAAAGGGAUUAUGAUAAGUCCCCCAGAGCAUGUUUUUGAAGAGAAUCCUCAAUUUCGACAUGCACCACCUCCUAUUCGAGUGGAGAAGAUGUUUGAACAAAUACAGCCAAGAUUCCCUGAUAAUCCUCCUCGAUUUCUUCUGUCUAUUUUUCCUGAUAGGAAGAAUUCUGACAUAUAUGGUCCAUGGAAAAGGAAGAAUCUGGCAGAAUUUGGAAUUUUCAAUCAAUGCCUUUGUUCACCUAAUAGACUCAGUGAGAUGUAUGUUACGAAUGUUCUCAUGAAGAUAAAUGCCAAGCUUGGUGGUUUAAAUACUUUCUUGGCUGUUGAACAAUCACGAAACGUCCCUUUCGUUUCAAAGGUUCCUACAAUAAUUUUUGGUAUGGAUGUUUCACAUGGUUCUCCUGGACAAUCUGAUGUGCCAUCUAUUGCUGCGGUGGUAAGUUCUAGGAAUUGGCCACUACUAUCUCGUUAUAGAGCUUCUGUUCAUAGUCAGUCACCAAAGGUUGAGAUGAUUGAUUCCCUUUUUAAACCAGAGGGAAAAGAUGAUGAUGGAAUAAUCAGGGAGUUGCUGCUGGACUUCUAUAGGAGUUCUGGUCAGACAAAGCCGGCUCAGAUAAUCAUAUUCAGGGAUGGAGUCAGUGAGUCACAGUUUAAUCAAGUCCUCAACAUCGAGUUAAAUCAAAUCAUUGAGGCUUGCAAGUUCCUUGAUGAAAGUUGGUCGCCUAAGUUCACUGUGAUUGUAGCACAAAAGAAUCACCACACUAAAUUCUUCCAAUUACGAUCUGCAGAAAAUGUCCCUCCAGGAACUGUUGUAGAUAAUGGUGUUUGCCACCCACAAAGCAAUGAUUUCUACAUGUGUGCCCACGCAGGGAUGAUUGGGACAACCAGGCCAACACAUUACCAUGUUCUGUUAGAUGAAAUUGGCUUUUCAGCUGAUGAUCUACAAGAACUCAUUCAUUCUCUAUCCUAUGUGUAUCAGAGAAGCACAAGUGCAGUAUCUGUAGUUGCUCCUGUUCGUUAUGCUCAUUUGGCAGCAACUCAAAUAAGGCUAUUCAUGAAGUUUGAAGACAUGUCCGAGACUUCUUCAAGCCAUGGAGGCCUGACUACUUCAGGGCCUACCCCUGUGCCCGAGCUACCAGUGCUGCACCAGAAAGUGCGCAGUUCUAUGUUUUUCUGCUGAGAAAACUUGAUGGGAUUUUCUAAACCUAUUCUUAUCAGGAAUUAUGCUGCAUAUAGGCUGCCAUCAACUAUAUUGCUUGCCUAUCUAUAAUUAUGUAGUGUUAGCGGGUAUAUAAGGAUAAAGUAGUUUUUGGAAGGUAUGUUGAUGUUUUAAGUAGUUCUUGGCAUGUGGGAGUAAGGCGACCUUAUUGUUUUGUUAGAAGGUAGAACCUCUUGUAUAUCAUCUGCUGCUUAACAUGAAAUGUAUGAACUGGAAACCUACAUGGUUUCUUUUGCUGA
Ricinus communis (castor bean) is the source of this 3291-nucleotide messenger RNA. RefSeq names its product protein argonaute 4B. NCBI's taxonomy places the organism in Eukaryota, Viridiplantae, Streptophyta, Magnoliopsida, Malpighiales, Euphorbiaceae. Gene Ontology annotation, molecular function: RNA binding; protein binding. Gene Ontology annotation, biological process: regulatory ncRNA-mediated post-transcriptional gene silencing. The transcript has 23 exons. Gene Ontology annotation, cellular component: cytoplasm. The coding region runs from base 260 to 3013 and encodes 917 amino acids. The record is from RefSeq and is a predicted model, not a curated record.